This is a messenger RNA of Beta vulgaris subsp. vulgaris (sugar beet), 2327 nucleotides long. RefSeq lists its product as uncharacterized. Gene Ontology annotation, cellular component: mitochondrion. The transcript has 8 exons. Gene Ontology annotation, molecular function: zinc ion binding; ATP hydrolysis activity; ATP binding. The record is from RefSeq and is a predicted model, not a curated record. Gene Ontology annotation, biological process: mitochondrion organization. The coding region runs from base 274 to 2103 and encodes 609 amino acids. NCBI's taxonomy places the organism in Eukaryota, Viridiplantae, Streptophyta, Magnoliopsida, Caryophyllales, Amaranthaceae.
GAGUUUCUUUUCCUCCAAGACCCACGUCAUCGUCUUUCAGCACCAUCUCCUCCCUUGCUUAAACCCUAAACCCUCAACAGACCUACACUCUUCCAUCAAUGGCAUCAUCUUCUUCUCUUCCUUAACCUCUUUCAAAAUUAAAAAACACUACCAAAUUUUCUCUCUACCUUUCCACAUAAACAAUGACUGCACUAAAGCUCUCUUCCUGCGCAACAAUGGCGGCGACGGCGGCGGCGACAGUUUUUUCAACAUCUUCUAAUCAAUCUUUCGCCGAUGGUUCUUGGUACAAUCCUUUCUCUUACUCUCGCUCUCCGUCGGAAAAUGACUCAAAAUCCGAUGAUAAAUCUUCUCCGACGCCGGCGAAUACGUCCUCCGACGAAGAAUCGAGUGGUCGUUCUUCAGGAUUCGAUCCCGAAGCGUUGGAGCGAGCUGCCAAAGCUCUUCGUGAAAUUAACAAUUCACCGUUAUCUAAAGAUGUUGGUAUAUCGUGUAAUGAGAGAGCAAGAGAAAACGAGACAAUCUGAAUUGGAGGCUGAGAAGGCGAGAAAUGAUGUGGUUCAAAUCAACCUUGACUUGGAGAGGCAACGAAGUAUGGCUGAAGAACAGAGACAAUUGUAUCAACAACAAUCCCAGGUGAAAGCCCAAAUAAUGCGACAAGAAGAUGAAAUGGCCAGACAUAGAAUGCAGCAAGACCAUGAAACUCAGAGGCGAAAUCUUGCUGAACUGGUAAAUAUGCAAGAGAUGUCUUCCUUGCGUCAAGAACAAGCAAGGCAGGCUACUGAGGAGCAGAUUCAGGCUCAACAGCGCCAAACUGAGAAAGAGAGGGCUGCGAUUGAACAAGAGACUAUACGGGUCAAGGCCAUGGCAGAAGCUGAAGCCCGAGCUCAUGAAGCAAAACUGACUGAGGAUCAGAAUAGGAGAAUGCUUGUAGAUAGGGUGAAUGGUGAAACAGAAAAGUGGCUUGCAGCAAUUAAUACAACUUUUAGUCAUAUUGAAGGGGGUCUUAGGGUCUUAUUGAAUGACAGGAAUAAGUUAUUUAUGACAGUUGGUGGUGUCACAGCUCUUGCUGCAGGAGUGUAUACAACUAGAGAAGGUGCUAGAGUUACUUGGGGUUACGUCAAUCGCAUGCUAGGGCAACCGUCUUUAAUUCGAGAGUCAUCAAUGUCCAAGUUCCCUUGGUCUGGACUUGCUUCACGAGGAAAGCGAAAUUUGUUCACUUAUGCUACUCCCGCUGAGGCUGCCAAAGGGUCAACAGUUAGAUCUGGAUUUGAAAAUGUUGUUCUUCAUCCAUCAUUACAGCGGAGAAUUGAACAACUUGCACGAGCUACCACCAACACCAAAGCCCACCAGGCACCCUUCCGCAACAUGCUUUUCUAUGGGCCUCCAGGCACGGGUAAAACUCUGGUUGCUAGAGAAAUAGCCAGAAAGUCGGGGUUAGAUUAUGCAAUGAUGACCGGAGGAGAUGUUGCACCCUUAGGCCCGCAAGCUGUUACGAAGAUCCAUGAAAUUUUUGACUGGGCUAAAAAUUCUAAGAAAGGCCUGCUGCUUUUCAUUGAUGAGGCUGAUGCGUUCCUUUGUGAGCGGAACAGCACAUACAUGAGCGAAGCUCAGCGAAGUGCUCUCAAUGCGUUGCUUUUUCGAACAGGAGACCAGUCAAGAGACAUAGUUCUUGUGCUCGCCACCAACAGGCCAGGCGAUCUUGAUAGCGCUGUCACUGAUCGAAUUGAUGAUGUGAUUGAAUUUCCACUUCCUGGGGAAGAGGAGCGUUACAAGCUACUGAAGCUCUAUUUGAACAAAUACCUUUCUGAUGAGGGCCGAGGCGAAACCAAGUCUAAGUGGGGCCUGGUUACCAAAAUCAAAAUGAAGCCUCAAAUUAUUACCAUCAAAGAUCUCUCAGAUGAUGUGAUUCAUGAGGCGGCUAAGAAGACAGAAGGGUUUUCAGGCCGUGAGAUAGCAAAGCUCAUGGCUAGUGUUCAAGCCGCUGUUUAUGGGCGGCCAGACUGUUCUUUGGACUCACAACUAUUCAAGGAAAUUGUUGAUUACAAGGUUUCUGAGCAUUACCAGCGAAUAAAGCUGGCCACUGAAGCUGGGCAGCCUGCUUAAGUACUUGUCUUACUGUUGGCUAUCCUUGGGCUUUUCUUAGGUCGAAAUAUUUUUGAAUAAACUGAUGAAUGUAUGCAUAUCGCUGUAAAUUGAUCGAUUCAUUGAAGAGCAGAUCUUUUGAUAUCUUACUAGAGUAGACAGUGUAGAAUCCAGUAUUCUCUUGUUUCUAUUGGCAAGAAAUUGAGGCAUACAAUCGUGGCGUUUAUACUAAUGUUUUUCAUCUA